This is a messenger RNA of Colletotrichum phormii, 1947 nucleotides long. Its product is annotated as chromatin assembly factor 1 subunit A-domain-containing protein. The transcript has 3 exons. Lineage: Eukaryota; Fungi; Ascomycota; Sordariomycetes; Glomerellales; Glomerellaceae. The record is from RefSeq and is a predicted model, not a curated record. The coding region runs from base 1 to 1947 and encodes 648 amino acids. Gene Ontology annotation, cellular component: CAF-1 complex; nucleus. Gene Ontology annotation, biological process: nucleosome assembly.
AUGCCUCUGUUCGAGACGUCGACCAACAUCCAACGAGAAUCAGACAUGGAGGCCAGCGUCCUGAAGAGAAGUCACGACGACUUCUCCGGUGACGAGGUCACCAUCGAGGAUCGCGGUUUGCAGACCGGCGUCAAGCAUCAGGCCACCGAGGCCGUCGUCCAACCCACCAACAAAGCCAUGUCCCCCAUCUGCGAGAUGCCCGCCCGCGACACAUCGCCAUGCCCAAGCAGCCCAAGCUCGCUGACCGACGCUGGCACCCUCACACCAGAACGCGGUUCGCCCUCACCCGACCUUACACCUAACAAGAGCACGAGUCCCCUGAAGCAGUCCACAAUCGCCUUUCCCGCUUCAUCAUCAAACACCCCUGCCUCAAAUCCUACUACCUCAACAACCCAACCUACCAAACGGAAGCGCCGGACCGCAGCCGAAAAGGAGGCCGAGGAAAAGGAAAAGGCACAUAAGAAGAAGGAGCGCGAAGAGAAAAAAGAAGCCAAACAGGCCGAGAAAGCAAAGGCCGACGCUGAAAGACAAGUCAAACAGGCCGAAAAGGCAAAGGCCGACGCUGAAAAGCAGGCCAAACAAGACGAGAAGCGCCGCAAGAAGGAAGAGGAAGAACGUAAAGUGCAACAGGAAAAGGAGAAGAAGGAGCGUGCCCAGCCGAAGCUCAUGUCCUUUUUCAAGGCACCCGCCACACCCAAGAAGGAUGCUGUGGUGCCUAUGAUGAAGAUGGGGAGCCCUUCCAAAGCCACACUUACUCCAGACGCCAAAACACCCGCACUCAAGAAGGAGGAGCUAUCAGAAUAUGAGAAGCGGUUCAAGCCGUUCUUUGUGCAAAGCAAUGUUCGCCUGGCCAAGAGCCCCUUCGAGAUGGACGACGAGGCACACGAGGCCAAGACGAGGAUAUUGGGAGAAUACUUUGAUGGGAAGAGGGAGUCAACACAAGCGGGCAGCUUUGACCCCGUCGAGGUUUUCCAACUUAGCAGUCGUCCUGCUCCGCGAGGCAGAAUCUAUCCCCCAGUGCGGUUCAGCAUUGAAAAGAUGCGAAAGCUCACACAGGAAGCAAGCAGCGAGGAGGACAAGAAGGCAAUCGCAAAGGACAUUGCAGAUGCGCUGAGAAAGGUCCCCACAAAGUCACUCAAGUUCUAUCAGGAUGUGCGCCCCCCUUACAGAGGCACCGUCACCCUCCGGCCCUAUCAAGCAGGCAAAUCUGGCAUGCGACGCCUCGCCCGAAAGCCCACUCGCCGCGACCAACUCCCCGUGAACUACGACCACGACUCGGAAGCCGAAUGGGAAAGCGAAGGCGAGGACGUCGACAUUGACGACGACGAUGACGAGGAUCUCGAUGCCGACGGCGAAGACAUGGACGAGUUCCUCGACGAUUCGGAAGACAACGGCCCUGCUCGCUUCGUGAGUGCCAACGGCCUCGAGCCUGAGAGCACCGGAGUCUGUUGGGAGGAUCGCACACGCAAGGGUCCCAAUCGUACUGUAUACGAACACAAGAUGGAAUUCAUUCUGGAGAGCCUCGAACACCACCACAGCAUCGAUCCUUUCUCGACGAAAUACUGGGAACCCGAACCGAAGCCCAAGCCUGUCGGCCGCCCGCCCAAAGACAAAGCGGCCAAGGCCCAAGCGACCAAGGACAAGCCUGCCGCAGACUCGAAGCCGGUCGACGCCUUUAAGGCACUUACAUGCGGUGGCACAAAGAGCAGCGUACAGUCGCUACCGAAGAAGAUCUUGGAGAACAACAACCUCCAGGAGCUCAAAAAGGUCAUUGAGGCGAAUCCCAAGAUCGCCAAGGGUGGCCUGGUCGACCUCUCAUACGUUGCACUUGCCCACGCCAAAAUUUCCCGCAACGACCUGAAGGAGGCCAUCGCCAUGAUUGCAGAAAAGGUCGGCGGUAAAGGGCUUGCCGGCUCCUGGGCUAUCAAGUCAGGUUUCGACGUUUGA